GGGCGGGGUGGGGGGGGGCCUUUCUCCCGCGUGUGUCUGUCCGUUCGUAUCUGUCUCUCCACUCCUCGUGUCUCUGCUCCCGCCUCUGUCCCCAGCGUCUUUUCCUCAUGUCUCUCUGCUCGUCCCUGUGUUCCUAUGACUGUCUGUACCCCUCGUCUCUUUGUUACCCCCGUUGUUACCCCCGCUAUUCUUUGUCCUCGUGUCUCUACCCGUUGUGUCUCCCUCCCCCUCUAUCCCUGUGUCUCCCCCGUCGCCGUCGCCCCCUGUGCUCCCGAGUGUGCUCCCCUUGUUACCCCCGUUGUCCCUUCCCUCGUCUAACGUGCUCCCUUUUCCCCCGCCUCUCCAUCGCCUCCUCAAUCUGCUCCUCCUACUCCCUCUGCUCCCCCUGUUCGUCCUAUCUGUGUAACGCGUGCUGCACUUCCUGUUAAGUCUGGGGCCUUCGGGCCAAAGUAGACCCCUGGCCCCCAGUCGCCGCCGUCGUCGUCGUUCCCCCCCGGUCCUUGUCGCCCCGUCCCCCAUGUCUCUCGGUGUUUGUUCGUCCCCCUGGGCAGGGAUCGCUUUCUCCAACGGCCCCCGAUGGCACACGCUCCGAACGCUCACAAUGGGCGCCCUGAAGGACAUGGGGUUGGGGACGCGAAAUAUUGAGGAACGGAUCGUGGAAGAGGCAGCCGCCCUGUGCAACGAACUCGGCCAAAACCGUGAGGCUCCAUUCAACCCCCGGCAGCUCCUGUGCAAUGCUGUGUCCAACGUCAUCUGCGCGGUGGUGUUUGGACAACGCUAUAGCUAUGAGGACCCUGAUUUCAAAACCCUGUUGGAUUUGCUGAACGACAACUUUAAGCUUAUAAGCUCGCAAUGGGGCCAGAUGUACAACAUGUUCCCGUCCGUUAUGGACUGGGUCCCUGGCCCCCACCAGCGAAUUUUCCAUAACUUUGAGUUGCUGCGGGCCUUCAUCUAUGAUCACAUAUGGAAACACCAGAAAAGUAGGAAGUCAGGAGAACCAAGGGACUUCGUGGACUGUUUCCUUGAUCAGAUAGAGAAGGAAAAGCAGGACCCUUGGAGUCACUACUACAUGGACUCACUAGUGAUGACAACCCAUAAUCUCUUCUUUGGGGGCACAGAGACCACAAGUAAUACCCUUCGCUAUGGACUGCUGAUUUUGCUGAAGUAUCCUGAAGUGACAAAAAAAGUCCAAGAAGAGAUAGACCGUGUGGUGGGUCGGGAUAGGGCUCCUCGUCUGGAAGACAGAGACCACCUGCCCUACACCAACGCAGUUGUGCAUGAGAUCCAGAGACUUGUCAGCGUCUUACCUAUGGGCCUGCCCCGAGCCGUGACUCAGGACACCCAUUUCCGUGGAUGCUUCCUACCCAAGGGCACCCACAUCAUCCCACUGUUUGUCUCCGCAUACCGGGACUCAAUCCAGUUCAAGGACCCACAAUGUUUUGACCCAACCAACUUCCUGGAUGAGAAAGGGGCCUUCCGAGCAAACAAGGCUUUCAUGCCCUUCGCUACAGGGAAGCGCAUGUGCCUUGGGGCAGGCCUGGCCCGGAUGGAGAUCUUCCUCUUCCUCACCACCAUCCUCCAGCGUUUCAAACUGACCCCAAUGGAGAAGCCGGAGGACAUAGACCUGACUCCUCAGUACACAGCCCUAGGCAACGGGCCCCCACCCUACGAGCUCCGCGUGCUGGCCCGCUGAGCUCCUGCCCAAGGGGACACCUGCGAUCCCUCCCACUCCUUACCUUUGUCUUCUGUCCAAUAAACCCCCCACCCAAAAGGCA
Molecule: messenger RNA, 1775 nt
Organism: Antechinus flavipes (yellow-footed antechinus)
Lineage: Eukaryota; Metazoa; Chordata; Mammalia; Dasyuromorphia; Dasyuridae
Product: cytochrome P450 2F2-like
Exons: 7
Coding region: 518-1693 (391 amino acids)
Biological process (GO): xenobiotic metabolic process
Cellular component (GO): cytoplasm; intracellular membrane-bounded organelle
Molecular function (GO): iron ion binding; oxidoreductase activity, acting on paired donors, with incorporation or reduction of molecular oxygen, reduced flavin or flavoprotein as one donor, and incorporation of one atom of oxygen; heme binding
Source: RefSeq, a predicted model, not a curated record